CUUCCUAUUCAAAGCGAUUUGUUUCUAAAACAAUUAAACAUAAUAUACCAAGCAAAUGCGACUAUUCAUCAAAGCAUUCAACCCCUGACACAUGUGAAUACGUUUUAGAGGAAUAUCUCUGUAUCAAGAAUGAGACAAACUUGCCAACCGAACAGAUGUAUACAAACUGUGAUCCAAUGUGACACCAGCUAAUCGUAAUUCAGAGCGAACUGGACAGAGAUUAAACAUGCAAAACAACAACAACCCAUCACGUACAAGUGUACUGAAGCCCAGAAACAAAUACCUUCAGUGUCACGAUAUGGCUGCACUUUUCAGGCUUGUAUAAAAUUUACACCUGUGAAGACCAUUCCUUAAUACAUGCUUGAUUGGUUUAUGAAGCGGUGAAUGCUUCAUCCAGUGCAUACCUUCCUGUUCUCAAGUCUGUUCGGCCAUAACUUGUGUUUGGAACUUGCAAAGAGGUUUUCGAGAAUCAUGGUAAUCAACACACAUCAAUCCAGGGGAUAGACUGUGACUUAGAAUAUGAUUCAAUUAACGCACGAAAUGACAAUCUCACAGGGCAAAUCGAAGAGGCUUAUCGAGUUUGGUGAUUUUGUAGCCUCGUCACACCCAAGAGACGCGGUUAGCCCUAACCCAGGAUCUCAACGGGCGAGAAGGUUGUAAAUUCUCCAUUUCUUAGGUAAAAUCUUGCCAUAGGUAAGGUCAUCCUUAUGCAUGCCGUAUGAUUGUAAGGAUCUUACGAGGUUGAAAUCAUUCUGGUGCACGAAGGAUUUACUUUCACUGAAGGAUUUGCUUUUUAUCAAAGUCUUGCCUUCCGAAAUCGAACCUUACACUAGGAUUGGCUUCGUAGGCUAAUGCGCCAUAGCUGCUCUGUUAUGUUUGAUUUGUGCAAUCAAAGUUGCAGGUGGAAUUCAAAAAGGACGAACGCCAAUCCGUGCGUGGGAAUUCGAAAAUUCGCGGGGCCGACAAACUUUGACUGGCUAGCAGUUACUUCGAAAGAUCCUCGGAUAAUUUUCAGUUGCCAAUUUUUAGGACCACGGAUUGGAAUUCCGAAAUCGAAAUACUCACCGGGUUUAGUUUCAUUGAAAUCAUCGAAACUCUGGCUCAAGGAUCGUACGCCUGUAUUGUCGAGUCUGAGGGUCAAUGUUGUUGUGUUGUGUGGUGUUGACGAUGUCCAAAUCCUUCUCCUUCCUCUUCCCAUGUACGAAUUGUGGUAGUACUUUCUCCAACCGCAAUUCCUUCUACGGCACAUGCAUUUCGUCAUGAGGGAAUCGUUGACAGCCUUAAACCUUUCACAAGCUAUUCGCAAGACGCCACCCGUGCAUCAAAUGUCUUUGAACGAGGAGACACUUCGGAAGAAUGCGAGAACACAACUCCUUCAAUAUUGAGAUCUCUACCCUUAUCUCGCUUUCUAUCUUGCAAAUUUGAUUCCAAGAUCACAUCCUCACAUUUUCGGUUGAUAACUGUGCAAUCAAAUCCCAAUUGCUUGUUCCGUAGAUUUCCUGAUUCCCCUGCAUGACGGAAAGAGGAAGCUGUCGUAAGCUGGCGUAUUUAUAUGGGAGGUUCGAGUACUGUGGUGCUGAAGAUAAACACGCCUUGAGACAGAUUUUCGUUAUGCGGCUCAGCAUUGCUAUUUGAAUUGUUUCACCGAAUACACAGUUCGGCAAGGAUGGUUGGUUCUCGCUUGCGAACAUGCUCAGUACGAAGCAAACAACUGCGGUGUACCCGAAAUUGAGGGCCGCGACGAAACUGGAACUGUUGAUUAAAUCCGCAUCGAUAAGCGGGGGAUGAGUAAGCUCAGUGAAGCAUCUGGAAUAGGAGAUCCGAACCUGGGUAGCACAGAGUCAUCAGAAGUCGCACCAGUUGUCGAAAUUAAUACUCCACGCUGGUUUUUUCAGCGACAAGUCCUUCGCAUGGACACAUACAACUCCUUGUUUCGUCUCUUUCAGACAACCUAAGCUCCUGUAGCGAUUAUCGAUUCCAGAUGCUUCCAUUUGACAUUACAAGGCGAUCACAACGUCGUCACCCAGUGAGCAGGCCCAGAGCCAUGGCGAUUUUCUCCGAUGUGAUGGAUAUUAUUUGGUGUUCCAGAACGACCCCGCAGGACUCCAAUGGCCGUCACAUUCUCGGUUUGGAUCCAGAAAUGAGGACGUUUACGAUAACCAUGCCAUCUGUAGGUGUCUUUGUCUUCGGCGUUGCAAUAUGCUGUUUUUGCUGCUUCAAGUAUGGCCUGCAACGAUGGUAUGACCGAAUCACAAUGAAAACACGAACGAAAUCCAAACAGGGUAUCACGUACUCGGCAUCACUUCAGCGAAAAAAACAGCAGAUAGAGAAAGCUUUGAACAAGGUAACGAAGCUGCGACAAGUUGAGCCAAGUCGUAGAGACCUUAAAUACGAAGCUGUAGCAUUGAAAGAAGCCAUUAAGAUGAUCAAUGAACACCUACGAAACAGCGAUCGUUAUUCGGAUUUCUGUGAGAGAAUGAAGCGACCCGGCAUCGAUUCCGCCACGAACAGGAGGGUCUCUUUCGACACACGUGAGAGCACAUUCGUGAACCCAAUCUUCAACGCCCAGCAGGCGAUCGAUAGUGGUUACAUGAUCGACCUUAUGAAACAGGAGGAGAACGAUGGCAAAGGCUUGAGAAGCCCAGGCAUUUCUGACGAAGAAUGUCGUAACCCUAAGCAUAAGGAGUUGGAGCUUUACUUGCUGACAACUGGAGGGUCAAUACGUCCAUCCAUGUUGUGGUAUCCAGGGUCAGUAGCUGCAAGCCCCACCGCAUAUUUUCCUCCCUCUUCAACCCUGUCAUCACCAGGAUCACAGGUUUCUCCGCUUGGAAGCACAGAAAGUGAUCACGAAGUCGGAUCGGCCAAUCUUUCUACCCUUCAUCAAGAUGCAGCAGGGGAGAGCACCACAUUGACCCAGAACGUGCAAAUGCAAAACGUUGCACGGCCUGUUAUGCCGCAAACUUGGCAAUUACCAGCUCCCUACGUCGUUCAAAACUUUGACCCCUCAUCGAGCAUUGGUCCGAAAUUCGAUCCUGGUCCUGCUCAAGGAUCAACUAUCGGUGAUAUAUUUCCAGGAUCACAGCCUAGAGCAAGUCCUUAG
This is a messenger RNA of Physcomitrium patens, 3100 nucleotides long. RefSeq lists its product as uncharacterized. The record is from RefSeq and is a predicted model, not a curated record. Lineage: Eukaryota; Viridiplantae; Streptophyta; Bryopsida; Funariales; Funariaceae.